GCGGUCACCUGUCGGGAUGGGGCGGACGUGGGCUACAGAGACCGCCGUCCGCGCACUAGAAGGGCUCUCGGACCAUAGAGCUGGCCCCCCAGCAUUUCCGGUCUGGUGACGGCGUCACAUCCGGGCGGUUCUGAGAUGCCGGUUAAAUUGAAUAUCUGCCAAGCACAAUUUCUUGCAGGAAGAUCACCACACUGCUUGAAGGCUAGCUAAUAUGAGAAUAACCCCAAGGGACUGUUCACUCUGAAUUUUAAACUCUGUGCCUUGUCCAGGACAGCUGCAGGAAUCGGAAACUUGAAUCAAUGUUAUCAGAUGAGUUAGAGUCCAAACCAGAGCUGCUGGUUCAGUUUGUUCAGAACACAUCUAUUCCACUGGGUCAAGGGCUGGUGGAAUCAGAACCUAAAGACAUCACCUGUCUCUCCCUUCUUCCUGUCACUGAGACAUCAGAAUGCAACAGACUGAUGUUGCCAGAUGAUUCUCCAAGUCAUGAUAACUCCUCCAAAGAUGUUCCCUCAUCUGCUGUCUUGAGAAGUCUCCAGGUAAAUGUGGGCCCUGAUGGAGAGGAGACAAGGGCACAGAAUGUACAGAAACCCUCUGAGCUCCUGUCAAGUCCAGAGACUUCCAGCUUAUUACAGGACCUUCAGCCCAGUGACAGCACUUCUUUUAUUCUCCUCAACCUAACAAGAGCAGGCCUGGGCUCUCCAGCAGAGCACCUUGUGUUUGUGCAGGAUGAAGCAGAAGAUUCUGGAAAUGAUUUUCUCUCCCAUGACAGCACAGACAGCAGUACUCCAUGGUUUCUACGAGUACAGGAGCUAGCCCAUGACAGUUUGAUUGCAGCCACUAGGGCACAGCUCGCAAAGAACGCCAAAGCAAGCAAUAAUGGUGAAAACAUUCAUCUUUGCUCAGGAGAUGGGCAACCGAAAGACUCCAGCCCUAUCCCUCAUCUGUCCCGUGUGGAAAAGAAGCUGAAGUGCACAGUUGAGGGAUGUGACCGGACAUUUGUAUGGCCAGCUCACUUCAAAUAUCAUCUAAAAACCCACAGGAAUGAUCGGUCCUUCACCUGCCCAGCAGAAGGCUGUGGUAAAAGCUUCUAUGUUCUGCAGAGGCUGAAAGUGCAUAUGCGAACUCACAAUGGCGAGAAACCAUUUGUUUGCACUGAGCUGGGCUGUGGGAAGCAGUUUACGACAGCUGGGAACCUGAAAAACCACGUACGGAUUCACACUGGUGAAAAGCCAUUCCUCUGCGAGGCACAGGGAUGUGGUCGUUCCUUUGCUGAAUACUCCAGCCUUCGGAAACACCUGGUGGUCCACUCAGGAGUGAAGCCCCAUCAGUGCCAAAUCUGUGGGAAGACAUUUUCCCAGAGUGGUAGCCGGAAUGUGCACAUGAGGAAACACCACUCCAGAAUUGGAGCAGCUGGGAACAGGGAGCGAGAACAACCAGAGUCACUGGUGGGCAGCAGUUUGUUGGAAGAAUCUGCAGUGCACAGUAAGAAUCUGAUCUCCAUGAACUCUCAGCCCAGUCUUGGUGUAGAGUCCCUGCACCUGCCGGAUACAGAAUCAAUUAUUGGAGUGGAGGAGGGUGAGACCAGUUGUUCCUUUUUCCGCCCUCUUAUAUGCGGUGACUGAAGUAGGAUCAUUCCUCCUAGGAGCUUGCUAUAAAUGCAGUGGGAUGACUGAGCAUUGCUUUCACUGGGCACACAAGGUGGGUAGGUAGAAAAUGAAUUGUGAAACUGGAGUUGGAAAAGAACUACUGGACCAAAUUUCUCUUGCGUAACUUCAGAGAUGAGUUCUACCCCUUAGGUGGUAUGUGGCCCAUGUCCUGGGGAGACUUCACAGAAUUAUUGCUUCAGUUCAGUCAAAAAUCUAAAAAUACUUGUAUUUAUUGGAGCCCUAGUUGUGGACCAGGACCUCGUUGUGCUAGGCUCUGUACAAACAGAAGAGAAACUGAAAUGUCUCAAGCAACAGGCCUUUCAUUCUUUACCAUCAGAGACUAUUCUAAUACAUCUCACUGUCAGAAGCUGACUCUUAAUAUCUGAAAUAAACUACUUCAUAGCACUUAAGCACA
Alligator mississippiensis (American alligator) is the source of this 2061-nucleotide messenger RNA. RefSeq names its product zinc finger protein 410 (gene ZNF410). Gene Ontology annotation, biological process: regulation of transcription by RNA polymerase II. The transcript is spliced from 10 exons. Gene Ontology annotation, cellular component: transcription regulator complex; PcG protein complex. The coding region runs from base 300 to 1622 and encodes 440 amino acids. Gene Ontology annotation, molecular function: RNA polymerase II cis-regulatory region sequence-specific DNA binding; DNA-binding transcription factor activity, RNA polymerase II-specific. NCBI's taxonomy places the organism in Eukaryota, Metazoa, Chordata, Crocodylia, Alligatoridae. The record is from RefSeq and is a predicted model, not a curated record.